Messenger RNA from Pseudonaja textilis, 1532 nucleotides. The record is from RefSeq and is a predicted model, not a curated record. NCBI's taxonomy places the organism in Eukaryota, Metazoa, Chordata, Lepidosauria, Squamata, Elapidae.
GAAGCCGCGGUUUACUUCGCAACAUUGCACAAUGUCCCAGAACCAAGUCAGCUAAGGGUGGAGGUGGGGGAUCGUUUUGCUGAGCUGGUUGGGAGGCGUCGACGGCUCCUCCGAGUUCCGCUUUGAGGCUGCCCCGAGGAGAUGUGGGUGUGCUUUGCUGACAGAUCAAGUCGCCGUGCCCCUGACAGCUUUAUACCACGGGGGAAAACAAAAAAGGCAGCUUAAUUUUCUCGGAGGAAAACCGCCGCUGAUGAAGAAGCGGGAAAGCCCGUCUUCCUCGCGACGGGUUUAGGAUCUCCCGCUCGAGCAGGGGGGUUGGACUAGAAGACCUCCAAGGUCCCUUCCAACUCUGAUUCCGAUUCUAGCUGAGUGUGGCGGCGGGGAAGCCGCUUGGAGGAUCUUAGCAACCCCUAUGAGCUGGUGCGGCCUCUCCGCCGUCGGGCCUGGUGGCGGGGAAGGGCAGCCGUUAAUCCCCCAGAGUGGCCGCUGGUGUAGCAGGAUGUCCUGCUUCGCGCAAGGCGCGGCCUUCAUCCCCACGUUCCUGGUCUCCUGGUCGUCGGCCGCCUUCAUCCUCUCCUACGCGAUCGCCGUGCUUAGCGGCCAUGUGGAGCCGCUUUUCCCCUAUAUCAGUGAUACAGGAGCAAAACCUCCAGAAAGUGGUAUAUUUGGAUUUAUGAUUAAUGUUUCUGCAUUCUUAGGUGCACUUACAAUGUACAUAAAAUAUUUAAUUGUAAAGAAACAAAAUGAAGUGACUCAUUUUGUUUCCCCUUGUUUCAACUUAUUGACAUUGUACGUUGGAAUUCUGGGUUCUAUUGGAUUGGGCAUUGUUGCAAGUUUUCAGGAGUUAGCAGUUCCUGCUGUCCAUGAUGGGGGAGCUCUUUUGGCUUUUGUCUCUGGUGCGGUCUACAUUUUUCUUCAGACAGUUAUCUCUUACAAAUCACGUCCACAAUGGAGCACUCCGUGUGUAUGUCACACAAGAUUAUUCCUCUCCGUAAUGACUUGGGUAGCUGUCAUUCCCAUGAUUGCAUGUGCUUCAUUAAUAUCCAUUACAAAAAUAGAUUGGAUUCCAGGUGAAAAGGAUUAUGUGUACCAUUUUAUAAGUGCAAUCUGCGAAUGGACAGUAGCCUUCGGCUUUGUGUUCUUCUUCUUAACUUAUAUCAGAGACUUUCAGGGAGUUACCAUACAGAUAUCAACAGAAAUUCAGGGAAACCUCUGACCACUUUUUGUUACAGUUAGCUGGAUUGGGUGUGUGUGUGUGUGUUAUAAACUGUUGCAAUGGCCAAGAUUGACCUGGCAUCGACUUGAUGCAUCACUGCUGCAAAUUGUUACAAUUGUUGUCAAGAAAAAAGGUUCCUUUUAAUUUUAGGCUUUUAAUUUUCCUGUGUAACCAAUCUACUAAUAAUCUUUUGUAUUAUAAAUACAUUUUCAGUUUUUUUUUAAAUAGAGGACCUCUGAAAUAUGUAAUCUCUAAGGAAUAAAUGUUUAUCUACUGUAAUAUAUCUUUCCUUUUUAUCUGUUUGGUGAAUAAAGAU